Pseudogymnoascus verrucosus is the source of this 1951-nucleotide messenger RNA. RefSeq lists its product as uncharacterized. Gene Ontology annotation, molecular function: pectate lyase activity. The transcript has 4 exons. Lineage: Eukaryota; Fungi; Ascomycota; Leotiomycetes; Thelebolales; Thelebolaceae. Bases 585 to 1784 code for a protein of 399 amino acids. The record is from RefSeq and is a predicted model, not a curated record.
CAACAACCUUCACUGUCAUCCCCUUCACCAAUCGCCCACUAUAUUUUGGAGUCACUGGAGGGCUAUCCGCAAAAAUUAUGUUCUUCGAGAUUGAACUCGGUCAAUUUCUGGCUUUCCAGCCGUGCUUGGUUUGUGCCUGUGGCUGGGUAUAUCAUAUUUUCCGUCGCCGUUUGUAACGAGCGCCAAGCUCACGGUCCUAAUCUAUCUUCGGAGUUUGCAGACGAGCUGGAGUGAUCUGCAUUGAAACAUAUUUCUCCAUAGUACUCGUGGUCUACAGAUGACCACGCCGCCAAAUCAUCCAAUCUAUCUGAUAUUAAGUUGAGAACCUGGGGAUCUUUGCAGCUCGGCAGAUCGGCAACUUGGCUCCCUUGUCUGCGCUGGGCCUUACUGUAGCCCCUUUUCAUUCCGACAGGUGGAAAAAUCUCGACUCCAGCGAGUACAUACAAAGAAGCUUGAAGAUAUGGAUUUGAGUAUAAAGCUAAGAUCAGCGUUCGCAGGGACUUUGUUUAAAUCGCACUCGACGAUCCCCAACAAUACCCUGUCUUCUCUAGGAUCCCUUUCUUGAUAUUCCUCACUCGGAAACCAUGUGGCACUACGCUGUGUUAGCCCUCCUACCCGUGGCCCUGGGCUGCACAAACCCGGACACCGACCCCUGCGCAUCUUAUAUGGAAGCUCAACCAGCAACUGCUUCUAAAUUCUGCGCUACUUUUACGCAAAGUGUCGUUACUGCCACCACGGGAUUGCCAGCAUGGGCUAGUAACUGUAACAACAAGCCCAGCGCUAUCUCCAAGGAGUGCUCCUGCUACUUUACUGGGGGAGGAAGCACUCCAACGACGGUCAACCCACCGGGCACUACCUUGACAACUGUGACUAGCGACCCGACCCCAACUGGUUCAAACGAUUGCGGCGCAGCCCCUAUCAACGGGCUUGUCGGUUACGGUGCUGGCGUCACUGGAGGUGGCAGCGGUAGCGGAACUACUGUUACUUCUUGCUCAGCUCUUUCCUCCGCCAUUAGCGGUGGUGGUGUCAUCAAGAUCUCUGGGAUUCUGACAGGCUGUGGAGUUCUCGACCUGGCCGGCAGCACGACAGUCAUUGGAGUCGGUGCCAACUCUGGAUUGACGGAUGGUGGCUUCAGACUCAAGAAAAUUAGCAAUGUCAUUCUACGCAACCUGAAGUUCCACGACCCUCCAAAGGGCGCCGAUUUGGUUGCCCUCGAUGUUGCCACCAAGGUCUGGGUUGACCACUGUGAUUUCUCCACUGUCGGCCUCACUGGCGACAAAGACUACUAUGAUGGUCUGCUAGACAUCACCCAUGCUAGCGACUACGUUACCGUAUCGUGGAGCAAGUUCCACGACCACUGGAAGGGGUCUCUCAUCGGUCACUCCGAUAGCAACGGUUCCGAGGACACCGGCCACCUCCGUGUUACUUUCCACCACAACCACUUUACCAACGUCAACUCCCGACUGCCAUCCAUCAGAUUCGGUACUGCUCACAUCUACAGCUCUUGCUUCGAGAACAACCCGACCUCUGGAAUCAACUCUCGCAUGGGCGCUCAGGUCCUUGUCGAGCAGUCCUACUUCUUAAACACCAAGCUUGCUAUCACAACCAACUUGGACAGCGACGAAGAGGGCUACGCCGUUUCGAAGAACAACAUUUUCGUGGGCAGCACGACUGAUAUUACCAAGACUGGCUCUCUUUCACCACCAUACAGCUACGUCCUCGACCCAGCUUCGUGCAUUUGCGAUUUGGUAAAGUCAAAGGCUGGCACUGGCGUCGUUGCCUAAAGAUUUGUGGGAAAAUAUUGAAAUAUCCUUCUGUUUUUUGUGUGAUUGCUCAGCAAUUUCAACUAUUUGUUCCAAUACGUGCUUGCACUUGGGUUCACUUAGUUAGACGUUACAACAAUAUCCAGGUGAUGGGAUAUGGAAAAUAUGAAAUAUGAUUAAGAUUAGAC